AUGUACGAUGUAAUUAUUUUUAAUUCAGAUUCAGAUGCUCUUGCUUGCGAGGAAAGGAAUAAAAAAACGAAAUUGCAAGCUAUCGACGUGGAUCCCAGAUUCACCGAACCAGCGGAUCAACCAGCGGAUGUGAGAGGAUCAUCACAAGAGCAACCAGCAGAUGCUGUUCAAGAUACUUCCACCUAUGCGUGGAAACUUCCAUUUCAAGAAACUCUACAAGAAGGCGACUACAACUAUGCAAUAGAUCUCUUUCUUGAGGCAUUUAAGGCCACGAAUGAGCAAAAAAAAACAAUUUGGAAACACGAAAGACCGAAUUUGAGUUCACUAUUGGACCCACCGACCACACCUGAACCGAAAAGAAAUGAACCAUACUUGCUCAACAAUACUGCACUCAUUCCUUUGACCAUCAUUAUUUGGCCGAAUAAUGACCAAACAGCCGAGGCAUCACCAUGGGAUGAUCAGAAUUUUCCGAAAUUACAGUUCUGA
This is a messenger RNA of Ambispora gerdemannii, 486 nucleotides long. The record is from the annotation of a GenBank genome assembly. Lineage: Eukaryota; Fungi; Glomeromycota; Glomeromycetes; Archaeosporales; Ambisporaceae.